GUGAGAGUGUCAGCUCCGCGCCCUUCCUGCGCCUCUACAUCUCCACCAUCCUGGCGCUGCAGCAGCGCGCGGGUGCGGGCGUGCGGCUGCCGCUGGCCAUCAUGACCAGCGACGACACGCACGCGCGGACGGAGGAGCUGCUGCGGAAGAACAACUGGUUCGGCAUGGAGGAGGAGCAGAUCACGCUUCUGAAGCAGGAGAAGGUCGCCUGCCUCUCCGACUCCUCCGCCCACCUGGCGCUGGAGCCGGGCAGCCGCUGGUCGCUGCAGACCAAGCCGCACGGGCACGGGGACGUGCACAUGCUGCUGGCGCAGUCGGGGCUGGCGGCGCGGUGGCUGCAGCAGGGACUCCAGUGGGUGUGCUUCUUCCAGGACACCAACGCGCUGGUGUUCCGCGGCCUGCUGCCCGCGCUGGGCGUCUCCGCACGCCACCAGUACGACAUGAACAGCCUGGCGGUGCCGCGUAAGGCGCGGGAGGCCAUCGGGGCCAUCGCGCGUCUCACCAAGCAGGGGCAGGAGGGGCAGCAGGAGGGCCCCUCCUCGCUGACCAUCAAUGUGGAGUACAACCAGCUGGACCCGCUGCUGAGGGCCACCGGGGACGGGCAGGGAGACGUGAACGAUGAGACGGGCUUCUCGCCCUACCCCGGCAACAUCAACCAGCUGGUGCUGUCGCUGUCCAGCUACGUGCCGCAGCUGGCCGCCACCGGGGGGGUCAUCUCGGAGUUCGUCAACCCCAAGUACAAGGACGCCAGCAAGACGGAGUUCAAGAGCAGCACGCGGCUGGAGUGCAUGAUGCAGGACUACCCCAAGGCGCUGCCCCCCACCGCCAACGUGGGCUUCACCACCAUCAACCAGGUGUGGAGCAGCUACUCCCCCGUCAAGAACUCCCCAGCGGAGGCGGCCGCCAAGUUCCGGGAGGGAAACCCAACCCACAGCGCCACCACAGGCGAGCUGGACCUGUACAAGUGCCACUGCCUGGCGCUGCAGGCGGAGUGCGGCGCGCAGCUGCCGGCCGCCCCGCUGCCCUGCGCCACCUUCAACGGCAUCACCUCCGAGCUCUACCCCGCCGUGGUGCUCACACCCGCCUUCGCACCCACUCUGGGGGAGCUCAAGUCCAAGAUCUCUCCCGGCUGCCUGCGCCUGGCCGCCGGCUCCACGCUGCUGCUGGACGGCCCCGACAUCCGCAUCACGGGGCCGCUAGAGGUGGCGGGGGCGCUGCUGGUGCGCGCGGUGCCGGGGGCGCGGGUGGAGCUGCGGGGGCCGCUGCGGGUGGCCAACGCGGGGUGGCAGUGGGUGCCACUGCAGGAGGGGGAGCAGGCGCGCGAGGAGGAGCGCAUCCGUGGCUUCCGUGUGGUUCGGCACGAGGCGAUGGAGCUGGUGUUCGACACGCCCGGGGAGUACGUGGUGCCGGAGCAGGAGAUGCAGCAGCAGCAUGAGGAGGUGCAGCAGCAGGAGGAGGAGGUAAAGCAGCAGGAGGAGGAGGUAAAGCAGCAGGAGGAGGAGGUAAAGCAGCAGGAGGAGGAGGUAAAGCAGCAGGAGGUGCAGGAAGUGGUGCAGCAGCAGCAGGAGCAGCAGCAGGAGGCGGCGGCGGCAGUGGAGGUGCAGCAGCAAGAGGAACCCGAGCAGGAGGUGCAGCAGGAGCCGGCAGAGCAGCCGGCACCACAGCAACAGCAGCAGGCAGAGCAGGAGGAGCCCGAGCCGCCGCAGGGGCAGCCAGUGCAGCAGGAGGAGGAGGCGGCCACCGCAGCAGUCCAGGAGGAGGCGGCCGCUGUCACCGCCACGAGCGGCAGCACGGAGCCGCCGCAGGAGGCGGCUGACAGCACCGCAGCGGAGGGCGCGCAGGAGCAGCAGCCUGAGGAGGAGGAGGUCCUGGUCCCGGCGCCAGUAGUGGCUCCGGCUGAGGAGGCAGCGGCUGCUGCUGCGGCUCCGGAGCCCAGCUGCGAGGAGCCGCAGCCGCAGCAGCCCGAGGAGGCUGCGAGCCAGGCAGUGACGGCGGCUGCGGUGGAGCAGCCCCAGACAGAGGCUGAGCCGGCAGCUGAGCCUGUGGAGCAGGCAGUGGAGGCUGGGGCCCGGGCAGAGCAGGGGGAACCGGGGGAGGAGCAGGCUGCCGAGGAGGCGGCUGCUGAGCCGGCGACCCAGAUCGACACGGCUGCGGUGCGGCAGCAGGAGCCGGAGGGCGAGGCCAAGCCAGAGGCGCAGGAGGUACCGGAGGCAGCCCAACCGAAUGGCGAUGCGCUGCCCGAGGCUAAGCCAGAGCCGGCACCUGCUGAGGACCAGGCAGAGGCGCAGGAACAGCCCCAGGCUCAGCCGGAGCAGGGGGUGGAGGAGGCAAAGCCCGAGCAGGUUGCAGGAGCCGCUGCUGCCCCUGCCCCUGCUGCGGCGGCAGUCCCGGCGAGCAGCUCCGUGCUGUCGGCUGAUGCGAAGCCGUUCGUGCCAGGUAGCUUCGCAGGAGCUAUAGCCGCUGCGGCAGCUGCGGCUGCAAAGGUAAACGGAGAUGCGGUUGUGAACGGGAACGGCAAGCGGGAAGCACCCACGCCGGCGCCCACGAGCUCGCCUAAUUCCAAGUCCAGCAAGGCGUCGAAGAAGGCCAAGGCCAAGGCUGCCGCUGUGAAGGCUGCGGAUAGCAAGGAGUAAUCUUCGGGUUGAGCAGUCUCUCUUUACAUAGUGCAACUAUGUGGCAUAGUAGGGUCAGGGAUGGAGCAAUGUGUGCAUGGUGUGUCAAGGAAGUUCCUUGCCGGAUGGCUCGUGUCCGACCAACGGAUGGGAGCUCGGGCGGUGCAGAGUAGCCGCGUAGCAAGGAGUAAGAGAUGGACACCGCUGGUUACUAUGCACCAGAUAGAGCUAGCGGAGUAGCAUAAGCUGUAGAGCUUGCCGGUCAUGAGUUGUGCAAUGCCGCCCGGUCCCUGUACUUCGGUUAGGAUUUUGCCUAUGGUGAAGCUCUUGCCGGAGACCUAACCAACCUACUGGCCGGUACGCAUUGUGUCUUAUGGCUGCAUAGAUAGCUAUCUGCGCCGAUAGACCUGCGCUGUACGAACGCUUUGUCGUCUCGGCGCUGUAGCUGCAGCAAUUGUAGUAGGAUGAAAUUGUUGACCACCAAUACAUGCGUGGGACAACUCUCUUAAGCGUCAAACUGCUUCUUGUGAACAUCAAGUUUUCCAAGCGAGCUGCACAGGGGUCAGACUUUCUGGUGCCAUACGUAUUAGGCUUAACUUUUGGAUGAUACGGACUCAAAUUAGAUGACUUAUAUAUAUUCUGCUGUAAUCAAGCGUAAAAAACAGGCACAUUUGACUUAUAUUUGAGUUGCCUGCGCACCAGCUGUUACGGGGCUGGAGAGGUCCAAAGCGUUAAUCCAGCAACCUGGCCCUUCCCUUUGGCAGCAGAUAUGAUUCUUACACGCUAACCAUUUGUUGCAAACAUAUAAGUCGACUUGCGGGCACCCCACCCCACCCGUGCAAUGUGCCACAUUGUGGUGCGCACGCAGCAGGUGUCCAACAUCCCGUUCGCCCGGUGCACACGCCUCCUACUAUGUCUGCUGGUUGCGGCGGUACUGGUGAAACCAUCGCUUGGAAAUGUAGCCAACGCUACACAGACGUUUAGGGGCACCCUCACCAUCAUGUCGGGUGACAUGACGGACGACGACAACGACCUCAUCUACGUCCUGCGCCAGCCCAGCUCCUUCGCCUUCUACGAACUGCGCAUGCCGCACGACCACAUCCCCGGCACCCUCCACUCCGGUGAGAUGGUGGACGUGCUCGGCUGGCGGCUGGACGAGGACACCAUCGCCGUGGUCAGCGUCACACCCGUCAGCGCCUCCGUGCUGCUGCACCGGCUGCUCAACGAGGCGGAGACGGCCGCGGCGUCCGCCGCCGCCGCCGCGAUGCACGCCCGGGUGCUGCAAACCGGGCCGACAGCGGCGGCGGCUGUGGCGGCGGCCAUGUCGGUUGUGAGCAACCCGCGGGUGGUUGUGGAGGUGCCGGUGCUGUACAUGCUGGUGGGCAUCUGUGGCUUCCAGCCCGCCAUGAGCGUGCAGGAACUGGAGAAUGUGCUGUUUGCGGGCCCGGGCAGUGCGGCGCGCACGCUGGAGGGCUACUACUACGAGUGCAGCAGGGGCAGGACCGCCAUGACCCGCGGCAACAGCCUGGUGGUGGGGCCCAUCAUGCUGCCCUGCGCCUUCAACAGCUCCUACCGCUUCUCCUCCACCUCCUGCGCCUACCGCGACGCAUGGGGCUGGCAGACGUGGGCGCAGCAGUACGUGGCCAACAGCCUCUCCGUGGACAUCAGCCGCUUCAAGCACCGAGUGCUGGUGCUGCCGCGCGGCUUCACAUACGAGGCGGGCUGCCCCUGGAUGGGCCUAGGCACUCUGGGGCCGGUGGAGAAGGGCGAGGAUGGGUCGUACAUUUCCUCCAUGGCCUGGAUCCAGGGCGAAUCCGCGACGGAGGUGAUGGCGUUCAUGCAUGAGAUCGGGCACAACCUGUACCUGCACCACGCGAAUGACUCCAAUGGGUGUGAGUAUUGCGAUUGGAGCAGUCUCAUGGGCGGUUGCUGCGCGAUCCGCUGCCAUAACGCGCCGCACAACUGGCAGUUGGGCUGGGGAACGCCGCUAGCGGUGCUGAACUCGGCAACCAUGCCGCCUGGAGGGUUCUUCUAUUUUGACCUGCCGGCGCAAAACGCGGCGGAUGCGAAUCUCCUGUGGCUGCAGCCGGACUGGACGGCGGCGGGAGCUCGUACACAGGCAUUCCCGACGUCGUACUAUAUAUCGUACAGGAUUGACAGCGGAAAAUAUGAUGCGGAUAUCCCGGAUGUGUACUUGUACGCGACGAAUGUGUACUUUUGGGAUGGCUUGACGCAAACAACGGUACGACGUACCAGACACGUGGCCUCGGUGUUUACGGAUGAGGAGUACCGCAGUACGACGGAGCAGUGGGUUAUACGGCAGCUCUCACACGGCGUCGGCGGCGGCCGCGUGGGCGUGUGUCGCUUCACAGAGGAGCGCGAGACGUCGUGUCACGACGGCCUGGAUAACGACUGCGAUGGUUUCGUCGACUGGGACGACCCAGAUUGUGCCAUGCCCGCUCCGCCGCCAUCGCCGCCGCCGCCGCCUCCAUCCCCCGCGCCGCCUCCAGAUCUGAUUGCGGAUCCCCCGUCAACCGAGUACUACGGCACGUCACCGCCGCCGCCGCCAGGCACCCACUUGCGGCCCCCGCACCCGCCGUCGCCGCCGCCGCCGCCAAGUCCCCCAGGCUCAACUACCGCCAGCCCGCCGCCGCCUGUCAAGAUUGACCAAACCGCAGCUGCAAGGCCACCUUCGCCGCGCCCACCGAGCCCGCCGUCGCCGACUGGCUCCCCGCCCCCGUCGCCGCCGCCGCCUCCGUCGCCGCCGCCGCCAAGCCGGCCACCACCCCUGUCUGCAACUAAGCGGCAGCCUCCUCCGUCGCCGGUACCCCCUCCACCGGAUGCAGCAUCCAUCAAGAAGGCGAAGAAGCCGCCACCGCCGACACCUCCGAAGCCCUCGCCGCCGCCGAAGCGCAUCCAGCUCCAGCCACCGCCGUCUCCGCAACCGCCAACCAAGAAGUCGCCACCUCCGCCACCGCCUUCGCCGCCACCGCCAAUAGAAAAGUCACCACCUCCGCCUUCGCCGCCGCCGCCGUCACAGCCAAAAAAAAAGCCGCCGCCUCCAUCGCCGUCGCCGCAGUCACGGCCACCGCCAAAGAAAAAGUCUCCGCCGCCCCCACCCCCGCCAUCACCGCCGCCACCGAAGAAGCAGCCGCCACCUUCCAAGAAGGCGAACCGGCGGCGCCUGUCUUUCAAGCUCGACCGCAGCGACUUGCUGUGAUUGAACAGCCCAAUGAAAGAGCAGCGCGUUCAAAGAGAUGUAGUCCUUUCGGUUGCACAUGCGGUAUUUUAUAUGUUAGAACCUUAUGAAGCUAGGGUCGUCUAGGUUUGGACCAUACAAGGUUACUGGGACCAGGUCCGGUCCUGCAGCCAAUACACCGGUACUCCGUGUUGGGGUUACGGGAGAGGUGAUCCCAGCGGUUCAAGGGUAUUACACUGCGUGAGGGAGUGUCUAAUAGCGCCGCUGUGGCUUAAGCCGGCAGGUGGCUUUGUUGUCUGCGCGCGAGUGCAUGCGGCGUACGUGCAUUGUGUAUUUGCAGUUGGGCGCUCCAAACUGCGGGCUUGCAUGGCACCUCCUGAAGCGGUAUUGUUGCACCGUGCGCGAGCGCAUGGGGGGGUAUGCACUGUGGUUAGGGUUCCAACCGCGUGCCCAGGGUGUUGAUGGCGGUUGGGUGAUCAGCCUGAUAUUGCUUAGGUAGGCAACUGGGAGAGGUAGGUGGAGAGGAGAUGUGUUGACGAGGGGGACCAAAAGGGCGGGUAGUGUUAUACGGUGCUAGGCGUUUAGCACUCUAGCAUACGCACCUGUCUGCGGUAAGGUGUUGCUGCAAUCAGCAUGAGAGGGGCGGGGUACUUGGCAGCUUUUGAUUCCUGAGGGUGGUCAUUCAUGUUGGUCGUGAGCAGGGAGCUCUUACCCAGUGGUCCUGUAGGCCUCGAGCCAUGGGGGUUGCGGCAUGUGGUGCUGCAAUUGCCAUACAAGGCAAUGAACGAUCGGCGCAGUUGCGUGGGACCAUUUCAUACAUCCCGUGGGGUUGUGAUCUUGUAUCGGGGCUGUAGCACCUCCGCUCGGGAGCGGUCCGCGGCUCGGGAGCGGGGAUAUGCAGCUCAUUGCGUGUCAGUCUUUCUGCCAACACUGUUUGCUGUCUUAAGGGGGCGCAUUCUCUCCCGCGUGAUCCGCGCCUCACGCCAAUGAAUGUGUGCUGUCGGCACGCUGACUUGCAUCUGGAUGAUGAGUGCGGUGAAGCAAAGCGUGGAUUCCGUUUACUUCUGGUAUUUGCUAUUUCAUGUUGCUGUUACCUAUGGGUGCCAUGUGUAUACCUCGACCAUGUGUUACUGUGCUUCCCGGACGCAACGUACUCCUGGUGCAAACACACGCCGCCGGAGCCAUGGGUCUGCUGGAAGGGUGCCUGUAAUGUGGCCGAGAGACCAGUAGCUGACAAUGGUUGGCAGGUGCGAUCCCAAACGGAACACUUGCUACGGCCUUAUUACCGGUACAUGAG
Astrephomene gubernaculifera is the source of this 7108-nucleotide messenger RNA. The record is from the annotation of a GenBank genome assembly. NCBI's taxonomy places the organism in Eukaryota, Viridiplantae, Chlorophyta, Chlorophyceae, Chlamydomonadales, Astrephomenaceae.